Messenger RNA from Ostrea edulis (European flat oyster), 2673 nucleotides. Its product is annotated as vacuolar protein sorting-associated protein 51 homolog. Gene Ontology annotation, cellular component: GARP complex; membrane; EARP complex. NCBI's taxonomy places the organism in Eukaryota, Metazoa, Mollusca, Bivalvia, Ostreida, Ostreidae. Bases 100 to 2502 code for a protein of 800 amino acids. Gene Ontology annotation, biological process: Golgi organization; endocytic recycling; retrograde transport, endosome to Golgi. The transcript has 20 exons. The record is from RefSeq and is a predicted model, not a curated record.
CUUGCUAACCAUUUAUAGCACAAUCUCAUGCGUUUUAGUAAUUUAAAACAUUUUACUUUAUGACAUUUUUUGUGCCAUGCGUGCAGACUUAAUCCCAUUAUGGUUACAGGAUUAUGUUAUUGCAGUGUGAUACGAACACGUCACUGUCACUCGCUGUCGUCAGAUAUGAAUGAUGCUGAGUACCGGAAAAAGCGCCAUGGAAUGCUUAAAAUGUACUAUGGCAUGGAGAAAGACGCCCCUGGAUCCCCCACCAUAGAUCCUUGUGAUAUCAAUGGUGCUCACUUUGACCCAGAUAUGUAUCUCUCCAGAUUGAUCAAGGAGAAAUCGCUGACCGACUUAAUGGAUGAGGAGGCUAAGACAGUUACUCAAAUCAGAGCGCUGGACAGUGACAUGCAAACUCUUGUGUAUGAGAACUACAACAAAUUCAUUAGUGCUACAGACACCAUUAGAAAAAUGAAAAAUGACUUCAAGAAAAUGGAGGAUGAGAUGGAUCAUUUGGCCACCAACAUGUCCACCAUUACAGAAUUCAGUGGAAAUAUCAGCACCACGCUACAAGAUAGGCGACAGGAAAUCACCAAACUCUCAGGAGUUCACUCCCUUCUUAAGCGACUUCAAUUCCUGUUUGAACUACCGAAAAGAUUGAAUAAGUGCAUUGAAAUGAAUGCAUACAGCCAGGCUGUCAGGUACUACAGUAAAGCCAAAAGAAUCCUUCAGCGGUACCAGCAUAUAACCAGCUUCCAAGGAAUCAAUCAAGACUGCCAUCAAAUCAUACAACAGCUGUGUCAGACUCUGAGGCAACAGUUCAAAGAGAAAGAGUCAACUCCCAAACAGCUGGCAGAGUGUGUGGACCUUCUGUUACAGCUGAAUGAACCAGCUGAAGAGCUAUGCGAGGAAUUUCUUUCUCAUGCUCACCAGAAGAUCGACGAGGAUUUGAUGUUACUGGACAGACAGAUUCGGCUGCAGAUGGGCGAGGAUAUAAAGGAGGAAAUGGACUCCCCGGCCGAGGCUUACCUAGCUACACCCAUGGAUGUUUUAGAAUUUGUGGACUGUGGAUGUAAUGGUUUCUUGAGCAACAUAUGUCUGGUGAUUGCAUCAUAUAAUGACAUGUUUCUGAACAGACUACAAGAAGAUGAAAAUUUAGAUGCCAUAGCAUUAAAAAAGUUGGUGAACUUUGUGAAUGAUCUAAUGGAGAGAUAUUUUUCGUAUGUUCAAAGGCGCAUUCAGCUUGAGCGUGAGACAGGUGACAACACAAUCCUAGUCAGGUCACUAGACAGAUUCCAUAGAAGAUUACAAGCCAUGAACAAGCUUCUGCCUGACACUGACUUCUCUAGGGCUGGAACAGACAUUGUUUCUAAAGCUGCUAGGGAUCGGGUGGGGCAUUAUCUACAGGCACUCAAACAACAUUUUUCUGAUUGCAUGACAGAUAUCAGACAAAGUCUGGCUGCUCCAAAGACUGCUGGGAGGGAAGGUGGGGGCAACCUGAAUGAACUUCUAGGCAACAUGCAAUCUUCCAUAUUAGAACAGAUUAAGUCUGUGCUGGGAAAUCUACAGGCAUUUACAUCUUCUGACAUUACAUUUGCCACUAAGCCAUAUUUCAGUGGACCGUUCUGCACACAGGAUGUGAGGGAGGGACUGGUGGUGGCCUUCUUAAAGCAUGUCAACACCGUCUGUGAGGAAUUCUGUGAGGGUAGCGGUGACAAGAGUUCCAUACCACCGACACUUCUACUGAUUCUCUCUCGCUUGUGCCUGGAUUUUGAGGGCUCCACAAUAUCUUAUCUGAUAACCCUAACAGAGGAACAGUUUAUGGUGGAAGAGAGAACAAAAGUGACAGCUAUCAGUGAAUUAACCAGUCAUUCCAAGGACACUGCCCAGAAACUCCUCAAUCACUAUGUCAAAGUACAGGGCCUCUCUAUAUCACAGAUGUUACGAAAGAGUGUAGAAACGAGAGACUGGCUGAACACCAUCGAGCCUCGGAACGUGAGAGCUGUAAUGAAGCGAGUGAUUGAGGACAUCAGUGCUAUAGAUUCUCAGGUGGGCCAACUAUACGAGGAGGGAACCAGAAAAGAGCGCAGCAGUGAUUCUAGUCGGCGCACUCAUCCCCAAAGUUACAGCGCAUCCACAGCGCAGCGGAAAGGACAAUGGAAUAUAGCCCCCAGCAUCACUGACAACAGCUUGAUGAGUAACAUACAGAAAUUAUUUUCUGAGAAGAUUGAGAUUUUCAGUGCAGUAGAUUUCUCCAAAGUCUCAGUUCUAACUGGGAUUAUCAAAAUCAGUCUGAAGACAUUCCUGGAAUGUGUAAGGCUGCGGACAUUUGGUCGCUAUGGGUUACAGCAGAUACAGGUGGACACACACUACCUACAACUUUAUCUGUGGAGAUUUGUGUCGGAUGAAAAUUUAGUUCAAGUUCUACUGGAGGAGAUAGUGUGUAGUACAGUGCACAGGUGCCUAGACCCCUCCAUGAUGGAACCUAGCGUUAUAGAGCUGAUCUGUGAGAGAGGAUGAUGAAGAGACUACAGGAAGUGCUGAGUACUCUGGGACUCUCAAUUUGUUCUGAACUUUAAUACAAAAUAUAUAUGUGAAAAUGAACUACAUGUAUUUAUUGUCUAUGAUAAGCCAUCCAUUAUUAUUUGUAAAUUACUGGUGACAUUUUUAGAAUAAAUAAAUAUCACAAUG